Didymella exigua CBS 183.55 is the source of this 2405-nucleotide messenger RNA. RefSeq lists its product as uncharacterized. The transcript is spliced from 6 exons. The coding region runs from base 380 to 2134 and encodes 584 amino acids. The record is from RefSeq and is a predicted model, not a curated record. NCBI's taxonomy places the organism in Eukaryota, Fungi, Ascomycota, Dothideomycetes, Pleosporales, Didymellaceae.
GUUUCUCUACCACGACCGCACACUCGCACUGCAUCCACUUUUUUGUGGCCGCUUGAACGUGCGUUGGUCGACUUUUUCGUGAGGGUCGUCAGCUGCAGCGCAUCCUCAAUUAUUGUGGCCUGAACGUCGCACCCAGCACCAUCACAGCUUUGGGGCGCCACCCAUUGCAAAUUUGAACAGGUCAACAACCAAGUCGCAAAGACUGCAUCGAGCUACUUCAAUUUAUUGAGGGCGCAUUACACCUGUCAAAGUAAAGGAUUCGUCUUCCCAAGCUUACAUCACCUCCAAAGCCGCCUAGCAUCGCCGCUGGCUUUUCCUUAACCCCACAUCAAGUUUGCCUACUAGACUACAGCUUAGCUCGCUACUGCACCGCGUCUAAAUGGCAUCCAAUUUCUCUAACGAUUACACUCCCGCUGGCAAAGAUACAGACAUCAUGAAACUUCCAGAGCAAGUUGAUGGUCUUAUCGAUGUGGAAAUCCUCAUCGACAUCCACAAGUGCCUCAGCGAAAGCAAGUACGACGACGACCGCGCCUUGGGCGUGUGGGUACAAACCAACUAUCUACAGGAACCUUUGGAUCUUUUGGAAGAGAGGGCCCGCCUAAUCCGCAAUGCUGAAGGAUUUGUCAAACUCGACAAGGCGUACCGAAGGGCGCGACAGCUGACAGGGAAGGCUCAAGACAAGUGGCCUUUCCUUAACACAGAUGGUAAAAAGCUGUCGUCUACACUUAUCAAGAACGUGAUUCUCGGCGACACUGCCAUGGGGAUUGCCCGAACAGAAUCCAGCGGUGGAGCCCGCGACACCCCGAUGAGCAACGGUCUUGACGGACAUCAUGACAAAUACUUACAUACACCAAAUUCGCGGGCAUCUUUGAGCGCGAAUAACCUCAGCGGACAUCAGGCGCAGAAGUUGAAGUCGCCACAAUUUGCCGACCGACCCGUCAACCAGCAAGCAACUGAGCAAAAGGCCAACCGUCAAGACCACUCACCCGCCUCAAAAUCCAGCAGUAUGGCAGAUACUGCCAAUGGCACUCCAUCGUCAGCAGAAGCACUGCAAGAUGCUGGGUCUGGCAAGGUUCGCGGUCCACAUGGCCGCUAUGUGAAUAAGGAGAAUCCUAUACCACCUACGAAGAACAAAUCCAACAUCAAAAACGUCAAGAAGUCAAGGACUAGGGCUACCUUGGAAGGCGAGAGCGACGAAGAAGUCGAAGAACAUAAGAAAUUCUCUCGACUAAGUUCAUCAGAAAAUGAAGAAGGAGCAUCUGAAGACAACAGCGAGCCACCAGUGAGCGCACAGAUCGCUGCUGCUACACCACUGAGCUUCCCUGCAUCAGCCAUUCUUGCCGCCGAGGCAGAUGCUAUACCCUCAAGUCUCGAUCGGAUGCCCCCAGGAGUCAUACAUAAGAAACGAAAAAGCGAGUCAAGCCUCCCACGCGGCGGUCUAAAGCGCGCUCGUGGUUCACGAGGUGGAGUACUCGGCCGGCCUCGCAAGUCUGAAACCCUUGCGGACCGUGCAAAGCUAGAGGUGGAUGAGGCCAAGACUAUGGAAGUACACGACCCAACACCACAGUCAACACCCCAGCCUGACACCCCGGCCAAUAUCACCACCCGCCGAAGCUCUAGAAAGUCUGCUGUGUCAGCUCUGGAGUCAUCUACACCCUGGGAUCCGGCGAACGAUGUGCUUUUCGGUGGUUCUUCACAGAAGCAGACUACUCGUAGCAGCACCAUUGCCCCGGCGAACGGCACCGAUAGAGCUUUCGACCUAGCUAAGGCUGUCACCCCGUCCAGUUCCGAGCAGAAGCCCAAGUCCGCGGCCAAAAAAGUCGUUUUCAGCGCCGCUCCCACUACGCCAGCAAAGUCGUCCACGUUUCAGGCCAUAGCCCAGAACGCAUCCAUAUCCUCUCAGCAAAAGAUGCGAGUCUCUUAUUCCUCCGAGACUCAAGGUCGAUCUAGUAAUGUCGAGUAUUUUGCUCGAAUUACCACCAUGGCUGGUAUUCAAGAGGUGCCCCUUCUCAAGGAGGAUCUGACUCACGGAGUUGAUCUGAUCGAGGCCUACGCUAGGUGGCAGAUGGAAGGCAAUGCGCCUGUUUCUUUCGAGGUCUUCAAGAACAUCGUCCUGUAUACGAGACCAAGCUAGAUUCUUCCAAAAACACCCUCACAAUCUCAGCAGAGCGCAGAGAUUAUGAUGACAUGCUAUGAAGCUACAAACAAGAGUUCAGGGACAACAUUGUCUGCAGAGCUCCUCACCAGACCGACCACCCGUAUGGAAGACACGCUCACGAAGAUGACCUCUAUACCAGAACCGUCAAGGUGGUCACACAAUGGUCGAAUUUUCCCUUGUCGUUGCGUAUGUAAGGCCACAAAAGCUGGAUAAUGGUAGGGUAGAGUCACCAAAUACAACCACUAUC